Messenger RNA from Humulus lupulus (European hop), 1740 nucleotides. RefSeq lists its product as uncharacterized. The record is from RefSeq and is a predicted model, not a curated record. The transcript has 5 exons. Bases 1 to 1740 code for a protein of 579 amino acids. Lineage: Eukaryota; Viridiplantae; Streptophyta; Magnoliopsida; Rosales; Cannabaceae.
AUGAGUAAAAGUGCAAAUGAGGCAUAUGAGCUCUUAGAGGAGAUGGCUAUGAAUAAUUAUCAAUGGCCAACUGAAAGGGGACAAUCAAAGAAAGUGGCUGGAAUGAUGGAAUUGGAUGCUAUAUCCAUGCUUGCCGCUCAAGUAGCAGCCUUGAUGAAGAGUGGAACAAGAUAUGAAGGGCUAAAGAAGAGUCAGUCAGAAGAAGAAGAGAAGAAGUUGGAUGAAAAAAAGGUUACUGGAGACCUUAAGGAAGAAGAGGAGACCCCACCUGUAAAUAUUGAGCAUCAUGUUAGAGUUCCAUAUCCACAAAGACUUCGCAAGCAUAAUUUGGAUAAGCAGUUUGCAAAGUUUUUAGAGGUGUUCAAGAAGCUACAUAUAAAUAUACCAUUCGCGGAAGCAUUAGAACAGAUGCCUAGCUAUGUAAAGUUUAUGAAGGAGAUUCUCUCUAAUAAGAGAAAGAUGGGUGAUUACAAAACAGUGGCAUUAACAGAAGAAUGUAGUGCGAUUUUGCAAAGAAAGCUUCCUCAAAAGUUACGAGAUCCUGGGAGUUUUACCAUUCCAUUCACUAUUGGGGAGUUUGAAUGUAAGCAUGCACUUUGUGAUUUGGGGGCGAGUAUUAAUUUAAUGCCGUUGUCGGUAUUCCGUAGGCUUGGUUUGGGGGAAGCUAGGCCAACUACAGUAACAUUACAGCUGGCAGAUAGAUCUGUGAAGCAUCCACGUGCAACUGGGCAAGCAUUGAUAGAUGUGCAAAAGGGAGAGUUGAAGCUGAGAGUUCAAGAGGAGGAAGUAGUAUUUAAUGUGUUUAAGGCUAUGACUUAUCCUAAAGCAAGUGAUAGUUGUUUAUCAGUUGAUGUGGUCGAAGAAGUAGUAGAAAGAAAAAAUUUAAGUGAGGAUCCUCUUGAGUUGAGUCUUACAGUUGAUGAUGUAGAUGGUGAGGAAAAUGAAGCAGUGAUGAGCUAUUUAAAGUGGAUAACAUCAGCUGAGCCGUGGAAGCAUAAGAAAUUUGAAGAAUUGGGUGCAGGACCAGACAGACCAUUACCAUCGAUUCUGAAGCCACCUGUUUUAGAAUUGAAUGUUUUACCAGACCAUCUCCGUUAUGCUUAUCUUGGGGAAAAAGAGACUCUUCCAGUUAUAGUUUCAUCAUUUCUUUCGGAAGUAGAGGAGGAGAAGUUGUUGAGGGUGUUACGAGCUCAUAAAACUGCUAUAGAGUGGACUCUGGCUGAUAUAAGAGGAAUUAGCCCAUCAACAGUUAUGCAUAGAAUUCUUAUGGAAGAUGAGGCGAAACCGACUAUUGACGCUCAAAGAAGACUUAAUCCAACAAUGAAGGAAGUGGUGAGGAAAGAGAUUUUGAAGUGGUUGGAUGCUGGAGUGAUUUACCCUAUUUCUGAUAGUGCUUGGAUGGUGUUGAGAAGGUGUGAGGAGUCGCAUUUGGUGCUUAAUUGGCAAAAGUGCCACUUUAUGGUUAAUGAAGGAAUUGUAUUGGGGCACAAAAUUUCUAAGAAAGGAAUUGAAGUGGAUCGGGCCAAGAUUUCUACUAUAGAGAAUUUGCCACCUCCAAUUUCAAUUAAGGGAGUGAGGAGUUUCUUGGGCCAUGCGGGUGACGAGUGUUUGAUUGCUUUCAAGACUCUCAAGGAGAAGCUCAUUUCAGCGCCGAUAGUGUGUACACCUAAUUGGGACCUUCCAUUUGAGCUUAUGUGCGACGCUAGUGAUUAUGCGGUUGGAGCGGUUCUUGGGCAGUGA